Clupea harengus (Atlantic herring) is the source of this 2289-nucleotide messenger RNA. It is a transcript of the gene parvg, whose product is annotated as parvin, gamma. The record is from RefSeq and is a predicted model, not a curated record. Lineage: Eukaryota; Metazoa; Chordata; Actinopteri; Clupeiformes; Clupeidae. Gene Ontology annotation, molecular function: actin binding. Gene Ontology annotation, cellular component: focal adhesion; actin cytoskeleton; cytoplasm. Gene Ontology annotation, biological process: establishment or maintenance of cell polarity regulating cell shape; cell projection assembly; actin cytoskeleton organization.
UAGUCAAAUGAUCACAUGUUAACAGACACUUUUGGUGCUCUUGACUGUAGAUUUCAAAGAGUACAACUCCGCUGUACAUUUCAGAGUAGUCUACUGUCAAAACAGGGUCUAUACUCUUCUGAACAAACAUUUUGUUCAAUUCCGAAGAAACACUGAGGAGGGAAGUCUUUCGUCUACACUGUCUGCAUGUCCUUGCUUCACUGAAGUGUCAGACUCUUCUCUGUGGCUCUGUAGGGGAGAGAUGGAAGAGGCCUUUGAUCUUCCUGCUGAUGAGGCUGUGCCGGGUGAUAAGAGAAAGAUCAUUCAACCCACGUGCCUGAAUGACCCCAAACUGAACAACCUCAAAGAGGUGCUGUUAGAUUGGAUUAAUGCCACUCUGAAGGCGGAACACAUCGUGGUGAAGAGCCUAGAGGAGGACCUCUUUGAUGGGCUGGUGUUGCAUCAUCUCUUAGGCACUUUGGCCAGUGAGUUUUUGCCAGUGGAGGAGAUUGCCGUGACGACAGUGGCUCAGAUCCGGAAAUUGGGGGUCAUUCUGGUGGCCCUGAACAGCAAGCUGGGUGUCAGUGACGAGACUGCAAAAUGGAGUGUUGCGCUCAUCCACAGCAAGGACCUACUGGCCACUCUUCAUCUGCUGGUUUCCAUGGUGAAGUGCUUCCAGCCUGACAUGGCGCUGCCCCCAAAUGUCAGUGUGGAAGUCAUCAGCGUUGAGGUCAACAGAGCUGGAAUCAAAUCAGAUAAACUCUUUGAGCACAUCACAGAGGGUCAGAGUGGUUCAGAUAAAGAUUCAGUGGGAGGAAAAGAUUCUGAAAAGGAAGACCUCAUUGAUCAGCUCAUGCUGCUUGAACCACAUAAGAUCUCUGCGUUCAAACAGGCAAUCCUCCACUUUGUUAACAAGAAUAUGUUACCCCUGGGUCUGCAAGUAACGGAGAUGGAGAAACAGUUUGCAGAUGGUGUCAUCUUGCUUCUGCUGAUUGGACAGCUGGAGGGGUUUUUCCUCCCCCUGUCUGAGUUCACCCUCAGUCCAUCAUGUGACCCUGAAAUGCUGCACAAUGUCACCCUGGCCUUGGAAAUGCUCAGUGACAGAGAUAUAGAAGUGGAUGAUGUUGAUCCCCAAGACAUCGUCUCCCAUGAUGUCAAGGCAACAUUGAGGGUCCUUUAUGCCCUGUUCAAGAAGCACAAGAGCAAAUGAACUGGAAAGAGGUCAGAGGUCGAAGGUCAGCAGAGGGAACUACCAGGACUCCAUCUUGCAGCUGGAUCACUGACUGUUCAGUCGUGCCAAGUCAAAACAGCAUUACCAAACAUGUGUGGGUGACUUACUUGGAUUAUGUGCUAGUUUUUCCCUUGCUCUUUGUUUCCUCACGCCCAUCUGACACACCAAUCUCUCAUCCUAUCAUCAUUACCGUCAGUCACACACAAGCACAUCCGUAGCAUGGUGUAACCAGUAUGAUUCGAUAAUAAUAACAAGUUUGAGCUCCGUGCAUAACAUCUACUCUGCCCGUGGAGGGAAGAGCGAGGGAGAGCUAGGCGGCUUGUUCAGAGGGGGCUCUGUCACUCACUCUGACAUUAACAAGACAGCAGGCGGCCUCAGCCUGAAUCACACUUUCCUGGAUAACAGUAUUACUGUCCUCGUUGUAACUCAUCUGGAUCAUCCCUCUUCAUUCUCCUAUUUGCUACCUUUGAACCAUUGCGAGUGCCUUUGGCAACUGGCUGUAAGAUGUGUGCCACACAAUAUGUUUUCCCUUUGUCCUUCCAUGUGUCCAUAUAGAGGAUGGAGCACAGUUGUAACAGCCUUUGAUGGCUUUGAAAAGCCCAGAGCUUUGCUGAGUGGAACUGAUAAGUGGAAAGGUCACGAUGAAAUAAAUGUGCUUGACCUUCUGUGGUUUUUGCAUCUCUACCACAACCACUUAUUUUUUUCAGAAUGGAAUUCACUUUCAACAGUUCUAAAGGCUGUGGGGUGUUUAAGGAUCUUGGUUUCCCCCUUUGAAAACGUGUAUAGCCACUUGUCUUAUUUGUAAUUUGUAAACCUUUAUGGUCUGUACUUCUUACUGUGUGGUGAUUUGUCUGUACGUAGGGUAUUUAAGUAAAUUACAUUUGGCUGAUUCAACACAUAACCAGUACGAGCAAAAUACCAAGAUAUUAAAAGUCAGCUAAAUAAAAAAUACCAGAAACAGUGUGUGUGUUUAUGAUACUCAUUCCUAAAAUAUUACACAACGUACUGCUUUAUCCUGGGGUUUAACCUGGUUUUCAAACAUGAAAUAGAGUUUCAAAUACAGUCUUUUUUCAAAUGAA